This is a messenger RNA of Lontra canadensis (Northern American river otter), 2331 nucleotides long. RefSeq names its product tyrosine-protein phosphatase non-receptor type 23-like. NCBI's taxonomy places the organism in Eukaryota, Metazoa, Chordata, Mammalia, Carnivora, Mustelidae. The record is from RefSeq and is a predicted model, not a curated record. Gene Ontology annotation, biological process: protein transport to vacuole involved in ubiquitin-dependent protein catabolic process via the multivesicular body sorting pathway; early endosome to late endosome transport; endocytic recycling. The transcript has a single exon. Bases 37 to 2331 code for a protein of 764 amino acids. Gene Ontology annotation, molecular function: protein binding. Gene Ontology annotation, cellular component: endosome.
GGGGAGCGGCCUGGUGGCCGGCGGGCGCCAGCCGCCAUGGAGGCUGUACCCCGCAUGCCCAUGAUCUGGCUGGACCUGAAGGAGGCUGGUGACUUCCUCUUCCAGCCGGCCGUGAAGAAGUUUGUCCUAAAGAAUUACGGAGAGAACCCAGAAGCCUACAAUGAGGAACUGAAGAAGCUGGAGUUGCUCAGACAGAAUGCUGUCCGUGUCCCACGGGACUUCGAGGGCUGCAGCGUGCUCCGCAAGUACCUGGGCCAGCUCCACUACCUGCAGAGUCGGGUCCCCAUGGGCUCCGGCCAGGAGGCUGCCGUUCCUGUCACCUGGACCGAGAUCUUCUCUGGCAAGUCUGUGGCCCAUGAGGACAUCAAAUACGAGCAGGCUUGCAUUCUCUACAACCUUGGGGCGCUUCACUCCAUGCUGGGGGCCAUGGACAAGCGGGUGUCUGAGGAGGGCAUGAAGGUCUCCUGUACGCAUUUCCAGUGUGCAGCAGGAGCCUUUGCCUACCUGCGUGAGCACUUCCCUCAGGCCUACAGUGUGGACAUGAGUCGCCAGAUCCUCUCUCUCAACGUCAACCUCAUGCUGGGCCAGGCUCAGGAGUGCCUUCUGGAGAAGUCAAUGUUGGACAACAGGAAGAGCUUUCUGGUGGCCCGCAUCAGUGCACAGGUAGUAGAUUACUACAAGGAGGCAUGCCGGGCCUUGGAGAACCCCGACACCGCCUCACUGCUGGGCCGGAUCCAGAAGGACUGGAAGAAGCUUGUCCAGAUGAAGAUCUACUACUUUGCAGCUGUGGCUCAUCUGCACAUGGGGAAGCAGGCGGAAGAGCAGCAGAAGUUCGGGGAGCGGGUCGCAUAUUUCCAGAGUGCCCUGGACAAGCUCAAUGAAGCCAUCAAGUUGGCCAAGGGCCAGCCUGACACCGUGCAGGACGCACUGCGCUUUGCUAUGGACGUCAUUGGGGGAAAGUACAAUUCUGCCAAAAAGGACAAUGACUUCAUCUACCAUGAGGCUGUCCCAGCACUGGACACCCUUCAGCCUGUAAAAGGCGCCCCCUUGGUGAAGCCCUUACCGGUGAACCCCACAGACCCUGCUGUUACAGGCCCUGACAUCUUUGCCAAACUGGUACCUAUGGCUGCUCACGAAGCCUCGUCGCUCUACAGUGAGGAAAAGGCCAAGCUGCUUCGGGAGAUGAUGGCCAAGAUUGAGGACAAGAAUGAGGUCCUGGAUCAGUUCAUGGAUUCAAUGCAGCUGGACCCUGAGACUGUGGACAACCUUGAUGCGUACAGCCACAUCCCUCCCCAGCUCAUGGAGAAGUGCGCGGCUCUCAGUGUCCGGCCCGACACCAUCAGGAACCUUGUCCAGUCCAUGCAAGCGCUGUCAGGUGUGUUCACGGAUGUGGAAGCCUCCCUGAAGGACAUCAGGGAGCUGCUGGAGGAGGACGAGCUGCUUGAGCAGAAGCUGCAGGAGGCCCUGGGCCAGGCUGGGGCCGGCCAGGCGGGCUCCAAGGCAGAGCUGGCUGAGGUGAGGCGCGACUGGGCUAAGUACAUGGAGGUCCACGAGAAGGCCUCCUUCACCAACAGCGAGUUGCACCGGGCCAUGAAUCUGCACGUGGGCAACCUGCGCCUGCUCAGUGGGCCGCUGGACCAGGUCCGGGCUGCCCUGCCCACGCCAGCCCUCACCCCAGAGGACAAGGCUGUGCUGCAGAACCUGAAGCGCAUCCUGGCCAAGGUGCAGGAGAUGCGGGACCAGCGCGUGUCCCUGGAGCAGCAGCUGCGGGAGCUGAUCCAGAAGGAUGAUAUCACUGCCUCGCUGGUUACUGCUGACCACUCAGAGAUGAAGAAACUGUUCGAGGAGCAGCUGAAGAAGUACGACCAGCUGCGGGUGUACCUGGAGCAGAACCUGGCGGCCCAGGACAACGUCCUCCGGGCACUGACUGAGGCCAACGUGCAGUAUGCGGCCGUGCGGCGGGUGCUCAGUGAGCUGGACCAAAAGUGGAACUCCACACUCCAGACCCUGGUGGCCUCCUACGAAGCCUAUGAGGACCUGAUGAAGAAGUCCCAGGAGGGCAAGGACUUCUACGCGGACCUGGAGAGCAAGGUGGCUGCUCUCUUGGAGCGGGCACAGUCCACCUGCCAGGCCCGUGAGGCUGCGCGCCAGCAGCUCCUGGACAGGGAGCUGAAGAAGAAGCCGCCCCCGCGGCCCACGGCCCCGAAGCCACUGCUGCCCCGGAGGGAGGAGGGGGAGGCAGCAGAGACGGGAGACCUGCCCGAGGAACUGCGCAGCCUGCCCCCUGACAUGGCCAAAUGUGUGACAGAUUUUGUUUACUGCUGCCAUUAA